Messenger RNA from Mya arenaria, 2411 nucleotides. RefSeq lists its product as uncharacterized. Lineage: Eukaryota; Metazoa; Mollusca; Bivalvia; Myida; Myidae. The transcript is spliced from 2 exons. The coding region runs from base 1051 to 1929 and encodes 292 amino acids. The record is from RefSeq and is a predicted model, not a curated record.
UUCCACAAAAGACAGGAAAUUGUUUUUUUCAUAUAGUUGAUCACUUCGCAAACAAUUUAGAGCCAAUAUUUAAUAAUAAAAAAACAUGAAACAGUUUAAAAUAAAGCGGAUCAAACUAAGUUUUUUUUAAUUGAUACGUCAAAAAUAUGGAUAUUACAUCUAUGUGUUAAGGACAAUAUGAACAAUUAGUGAUAAUUAGUUUUUAUUUCUGGUAUUUUAAACGAUAAGGUCAACAAGACGGGCGCAUACUGACGACCAAAUAUAUUACCCAGUGCGCAAUUAACAACUAAAUUCGGCGAUCAUUUUCUUUACUCAAUGGAAAUUUAGCGGGUUUGUAAAAAUGCUUACAUACUGAUUUUGGUCAGAAUUUCUUAAUGAAUAAAUGUGAAUCUGCUUAGUGAUCCCAAUGCCUGAGGCAUGAUCCUGAACACGAAUUAAUUAUAAAUGAUAUGCCUAUAUAAAUUUCAGUUUAAUCGUGGUUUAUAAUGGAAAAGUCAAAUACUGCUAUAAGUUUAAAUGAUACUCCUGAACCAUGCUAACCAUUGGAUCCAUUUCAAUGAAUUUUGACGGUUUUUGUGAUCUACAAUUUCAUAUUUGAUAGAAUACGCCUCGGUUCGUGUGUUUUAUUCCGGCAAAAAUGUUCACAAAAUAUUGGAUAUAUGUUAUCAAAAUUGCUCAAAACCUUAAUGAACGUGAGAACAGACUAUUAUGAAGUCUGUGCUCUAAUAUAUUGAGUUCAAGAUUAUAUUUUUGGAUUAUGAACAUGCAUCUAUUAGGUUUAUGGAAAUGAUUUACCCGCAUGGAACAAAAUCCAGAUAAUCUUACGUAAACAUAUUUAGAUAUCACUGAGCUGCAAUGUUUGUCAGAGAUUAGUUUACAUUGUAACAUUGAGAGAUUUGCCAAAUAGUUUCGUUCAAGGUGAUAAGAUUAUUUAUUGCUUAAUUCGUGUGCCUUACCUGAGGAAACGCCAAUGAAAGUUUUGAAGAAGGUGGAAUUAUCAAUGCUGUAUAGGACGUUAUCAAUACUACUUAAACAUAAAAAGCUACAAUAAUGUCUGUGGUGAAAGCCAGGCCCAUCCAGAGCAAGACCGGACCCCGAAAGAAGGUCCUCCCAAAAAUUGUGCAACUGGGGCACCAGCUUCCGGUAAAACGUCCAGACGAACUCGACGUCUGGACGCCUGUUGACGUCAGUGGCGAAAUCAUGAGCUCCGAGUGUUCACAUAGUUACCGCGCGAGUGAUGGCGCCGAUAAACAUCGUUGUCCAAAGUUUAAAAACCUGUUCGAGUAUAACAUACAACAUGGUGAUAAAUAUCAGAUUGGACGUCGUCUUUGGAAAAUUCCAAGCAUUGGAAACAACUUCAUGCCGUUCCAUGACAAGCAUUCCAAAUCCUCGGAGAAGGAUGAAAUUGCAAUGUACCGACCGAAGUUUCAACGCUGGUAUAACCGUCUUGUCCAUGAAAACACGGUGAUAUUGCCGCCUAUUGAGACGUCAGAACGCGUCAAAGAUAACGUCUUCGAAUCUAAUAACUUUAACGAGAAAAAGUACGUGCUAAAACGUAACAAGAACACCGGACCACGUGAACGUUUCGUACGUGACGAGAUGUACCUACCUGACGCUUAUUCGACGUGCUUUACGUGUAAGGAGUGUCACAAACAAUACGCCAGUGACGCUUACGUGCAGACGUGGGCAAAAAGAAAUCAAUUGUCACCAACUUGUACUACUACUACCACGUCAUCGAUAAAUGGGGCGUCGACGUACCGACGUAACGGACGUAGUAUUGAGAACCGCGGACAACACUGUGACGUUUUAGGGGAACGUUACUGUCAGGCAUGCGUUGAGUGGCGAAACAAAAUGUUUUCCCUCCAAGUAGAGGAUAAACUGGCUAACUCAAACGACCUUAAAAAAGUUCAUUAUUCGACGCGCUUUUAAGCAAUGGAGAUUACGCAAGAGUCGGAUUUCAUUUAAUGCGGUCCGGCGUCAUGUCAAAUGGAAUUUUCAUAAUCUAUUAUGAUAAUGUCUACCAAAUAUUUACAAUAUUAACAAAUAUUUUGCUGUUUAUCCAACUUUUGAGUGUUAUGGUUUCGUUUGGUUUUGAUAAAAAAAAUCAACGCAGCUUUUUCACAAUUUCUCAUUGCGUGUUAUUUAAAAGUGACACUCGUAUUUUAAAUCAAUAUAUACACAUGUAUAACAAAUAUAAAUUUUGAAUGAUAAAUCUUUAUCUACUUACUAAAUACUGCAUUUAUGGAAAGUAUUAAUUAUUGAUAACAAGAUUGUAACCGUGUGUUUAAUAGCUGAAAACGCAAAAAUAUUAAAUGACUGGUGAAUUCUAACAGAUUUACAGUGAUAAACUAUUGUGUCAGGAGGUAGAAAUAUCGCGUUUUCUGCUCCUUUCUUUCAAAUUCAACACGGUA